AUGGUGGAGAAGAGUCGCGAGUCUUGCGACGAGAGAGAGGAGGAGGACGAUUUGACGCCCAAUCCCGACGACGUGAGAGGAGGAGAUGACCAGAGUGAGGGCUACCACGAUGUUGUUUUGCAAGCUAGAUUUCGUUUAGAAUGUCAUGAUCAUGAUCAUCUUUCAGUUUUGGAACAAAUGUUUGGAGGUGGUGGCGGCGGUGAUAGAGGCAGUGACGGUGGUGGCGGAGGUGGUGGUGGCGGCAGUGGUAGAGGUGGUGGAGGCGGUGGUGGUGGUGGCGGCGAUGGUCGUGGUGUGGAUGGUGGUGGCGGUAGUGGAGGUCGUGGUGGCGGUGGUGAUGGUGGUGGAGGUCGUGGCAGUGGCGAUGAUGGUGGUCGUUGUAGCGGCGACGGUGGACGUCGUGGCAAUGGUGGUGGUGGUGGUGGUGACGAUGGUGGUGGCGAUGGUGGUGGUGGUGAUGGUGGUGGUAGUUGUGGAGGUCGUGGUGGUGGCGACGAUGGUGGUGGAGGUCGUGGUGGCGGCAAUGACGGUGGUCGUUGUGGCGGCAAUGGUGGACGUCGUGGCAAUGGUGGUGGUGGUGGCGGCGAUGGCGGUAGCAAUGGUGGUGGUAGUGGUGGAGGUCGUGGUGGCAGUGGCGAUGGCGGUGGUGGAGAUGGAGGUUGUGGCAGCGACGGUGGUGGUGGAUGUUGUGGUGGUGAUGGCGAAGGUGGUGGUGGUGGCGGCGAUGGUAAUGGUGGUGGUGGUGGCCGUGGCAGUGGUGGUCGUGGCAAUGGUGGUGAUGGUAGUAGUCGCGAUGAGGGUGGUCGUCGAGGCCAUGGUGGCGGAGGCGGCGAUGACGGCAGUGGUGGUGUUGGUGGUGCAGGAAUUUGA
This is a messenger RNA of Pistacia vera, 870 nucleotides long. RefSeq names its product glycine-rich cell wall structural protein 1.0-like. The transcript has 3 exons. Lineage: Eukaryota; Viridiplantae; Streptophyta; Magnoliopsida; Sapindales; Anacardiaceae. The record is from RefSeq and is a predicted model, not a curated record. The coding region runs from base 1 to 870 and encodes 289 amino acids.